Messenger RNA from Penicillium taxi, 2556 nucleotides. Its product is annotated as tRNA (cytosine-C5-)-methyltransferase. The transcript is spliced from 4 exons. The coding region runs from base 1 to 2556 and encodes 851 amino acids. Gene Ontology annotation, biological process: tRNA methylation. Gene Ontology annotation, cellular component: nucleus; cytoplasm. NCBI's taxonomy places the organism in Eukaryota, Fungi, Ascomycota, Eurotiomycetes, Eurotiales, Aspergillaceae. Gene Ontology annotation, molecular function: tRNA (cytidine-N5)-methyltransferase activity; tRNA binding. The record is from RefSeq and is a predicted model, not a curated record.
AUGGGCAAACGAGGUGGCAAGAAGUUCAGCAAAGGCGGCAGAGGCGGCGGCAGUGGCGGAGUACGUUCGCGCAAUAACUGGCAAGACAUUAGUCGGACGAAUGAAAAGCUCGAGCGUUACUAUAAUGAGCCCGAGUUCAUUCCCGAGGAAGAGAAGGAAGCCUUCUGGUCAACCCUGCAAAGAGACCUGCCGAACAGCUUCCGUUUCACAGGCUCUCGUGGGCAUGCGCUUGCUGUCCAACAGCGUCUCAAGGACUUUUACAUCCCCGAAAUCACCUCUAUCAAGUAUGACGACGAAUUUGUCGAGCCUCCUCGCCCGGUCUCAUGGUACCCUGAUCAGCUUGCUUGGUGGAUGACCACCCCUAAGCAGGUCGUUCGCCGUUUCGCACCCUUCGCCUCCUUCCAGAAGUUCCUUGUUGCCGAAACGGAUGUUGGAAACAUUAGUCGUCAAGAGGUUGUCAGUAUGAUUCCUCCUCUUCUUAUGGACCUCCGACCUGGUAUGACCUGCUUGGACAUGUGCGCCGCUCCUGGCAGCAAGUCAGCCCAGCUCAUGGAGAUGAUCCACGCUGGAGAGGAAGACGCUAUUUUGGAUGCCAGCAAGAAGGUGAAAGAAGGCACCGCUGGACCUGAGCCAUUAGGCCCGGAGGGACUCAACGACGAUGGCCGAACGACCGGUCUGUUGAUUGCCAACGACAGUGACUACAAGCGCGCACACAUGCUUAUCCACCAGAUGAAGCGUCUGAGCUCACCUAACUUGAUUGUGACGAACCACGAUGCUACCAUGUACCCGUCCAUCAAACUACCUCCACUUCCCUCCGACGAUCCUACCAAGAAGCAAGGUCGGUACUUGAAGUUCGACCGCAUUCUCGCCGAUGUUCCCUGCUCUGGUGAUGGUACUGCCCGCAAGAACGUCGCUGUCUGGAAGGACUGGAACCCUGCCAAUGCCCUGGGUCUCCAUCCCACACAAGCGCGCAUUUUGGUUCGUGCUCUGCAGAUGCUGAAGGUUGGCGGACGUGUUGUCUACUCGACCUGCAGCAUGAACCCUGUGGAGAAUGAGGCCGUUGUUGCCAGUGCAAUUGAGCGCUGCGGCGGUGCUGCCAACGUCAAGAUCGUUGAUUGCAGCGCAGAAUUGCCCGGUCUGAAGCGCAUGCCGGGUCUGAAGACCUGGAAGGUGAUGGACCGUGAAGCCCGCAUUUGGAAUAGUUGGGCAGAGAUUGAGGAGCACAGAGAAAAAGAGGGCAUCGAAGGCCUCGGCAGACUUUCCGAGGGCAUGUUUACGCCUACUGGAGAGACUGCUGAUCUGCCGCUAGAGCACUGCAUGCGCGUUUACCCUCACCACCAGGAUACCGGCGGUUUCUUCAUCACUGUCCUUGAAAAGACAGCUGAGAUCCGUGCCAAGCCAGAGAACACGAACGUCAUCCCCAAGUCAACGUUUGCCGCUCUGUCUGCCGAACUUGAUACACGUAAAGAUAACGAUGCGAAGCUGGAAACUCUUGACGAAAUUGUUCCUGUUAGUAAGGAGCUUGAGGAGGAGCUUUCCAAGAACGAAUCUGUUGCCCAGGCUACAAAUGAGCUUCCAUACUCUGCCGCUCUUGACGAAACUGUAGCUGCUACAAAGCGCGAUGCCGACGAAUUCGAGGACGCAGCUCCUGCUAAGCGUACCAAGCUUGAGGAUGGCAGCGAAGUUCUCAUUGCUGACCGCCCCGUCCGCGAGCCUGCUACCUCACAGGAUCCUGAGAAGACAUUUUCGGAGAAGCGCAUGAAGCGGAAGGCACCCCAGGAGGAACCGUACAAGUACUUGGAUCCCAAGCACGAGGAGCUCGAGCCUAUCUAUGAGUUCUACCAGCUUUCCGAACGGUUCCCCAGGGACCGUUUCAUGGUUCGCAACCCUGUAGGUAACCCUACAAAGACCGUCUACUACACUAGUGCUUUGGCCCGCGAUAUUUUAACCCAGAACGAGGGCUCUGGUAUGAAAUUCGUGCACUGUGGUGUGAAGAUGUUCGUGAAACAGGAUGCACAGCGCGAGAAUGUCUGCCGCUGGCGAAUUCAGACUGAUGGACUGAAGAUCAUCGAGCCCUGGCUGGGCCCCGAUCGCUCCAUCACCCUGACUCAGAGAGAGACUCUGCGCAGACUCCUUGUAGAGAUGUUCCCCAAGGUUGAUGACGAAGGGUGGAAGAACCUGGGCGAGAUUGGUGCUCGUGUGAAAGAUAUCCCCAUGGGAUGCACCAUUCUGCGUGUUGAGCCUAGUGGCAAGGAAGAUGGCCUCAACGAGCGCAUGGUGUUGCCUCUCUGGCGGUCAUUGCAUUCCCUGAACCUCAUGCUUCCCAAGGAAGACCGAAAGGCCAUGCUUCUGCGUAUCUUCAAUGAUGAUACCCCUCUCAUCAACGCGACUCUGAAGACUAAGAGACCAGAAGCCCCUAGAGAUACUCCCCUUGAGUCGACCGCAGCUGACGAGGAAUCUGUCCCCACAGAGGAACAAGUACAAGUCGAGUCAGAGGUUGUGAAUACACAAGAGAAGGCCAUCGAGGAGGAAUCCUCCAUGGAUACUACGGUCUAA